Messenger RNA from Henningerozyma blattae CBS 6284, 3156 nucleotides. RefSeq lists its product as uncharacterized. The coding region runs from base 1 to 3156 and encodes 1051 amino acids. The record is from RefSeq and is a predicted model, not a curated record. Lineage: Eukaryota; Fungi; Ascomycota; Saccharomycetes; Saccharomycetales; Saccharomycetaceae. The transcript has a single exon.
AUGACUAGUCAUCUGGUUCCAUUAUCCAAUGUGAUGAGUUCAAACCUACAAGAUAUUAAAGAAGAAGACGAUAUACAUAUUACCCCAGUUUACACUGAUCAAAGUACUAUUAGUUUGUUAAAAGAAUCUUCCUCGUCGUUUUGCAGUUCUAUGAUGGGCAUCACCCAAGGUUUCUCAGAUUCAAAUAAUAGCACCAAUAAUUUAGAUAAUAAUAAUACUACGAGUAAUAAUUCUACAAAUAAUUCUACAAACAACACGACAAAUUUGAUUUUGAGUAAUACAAAUAGUAAAUCAAUGGAUUUCCAAAUCGAUCCCAUAAACGGCAAUAUAAAUAUCAAUUUGAAUUCGCCGCAUAAUGAAAAUAAUUCGAUCAUUCAGCGAUUAGAUGCCACUGCGUUGAACUCUACAUCCACAGCCACAAAUUCCACUUCAACAUCAAUCAUUAAUAAUACAACAAACCUGACAAAUGAUACGAAUAAUACUACAAUUAAUAAUUUUAGUACGAGCAAUCUGCUUACUCUGGAUAAUCCUCAUGAUUUACAUCUGAAUAAGGAUAUAUCAAUAGACCCUUACCAUAACAUCAUCAUGAAUCAUCAAAAGACUCCCUUGUUAUCCACUUCAAAUGAUUUAGAUCAUACUCCAAGUUUAUUAUUAAGCAAUCCAAACUCCACUUAUAAGAGUAAUAGUAAAGAAGAAUUAUCAUUAUUGCCACCAUUACCGAAUACAAUAGAUAAUGUAACUGAUCAUGGGUUUGCAUCUUCUAUCUUACAAUCAACCCCCAUAGAUAAUGUAAUUCAAACAGAUCAAAGAAAUAUUAAUAGUAAUAUUUCAUCCAAUGCUGAUGCUAAUAAUAGCACAAAUAAUAUCAUAAAUAAUAAUACCCCAGCUAGUGCUACUACUACAACAACUACUACUACUAUAAAUAAUAAUAAUAGCAAUAAUGGUAAUAAUAAUGGUAAUAAUAAUGGUAAUAUUAAUAAUGAUAACAUAUUAGACAUCACUUCUAAUUCAAAUGAUGAAUUAGAAAUUAAAGGACAAUUAGAAAAUCAAAAUAUUUUAAAUUUAAAUUAUAAUCAUGAUACUGAUAGUCUGGUCUUACCAAAGAGUGAUUUUUCUGAUGCAGCAAUGGCUUUUGAUUUGUCACCAGAAUUUAAAAUAUUAUCAAAUGAUUUGAAAAAUGAUGAACAAAGUCAUCUGUUAUCCCCAAAUUUAUUAAAUGAUUCGAUUGUUCAACCAAUAAAAUCUCCUAGAUUAUUAUUAAAAAAAACUUUUUCCAAUUCGCUCUUGAAUAGUCCAAAUCAUCACUCAGAUAAUGAUAUUAAUAACUCAAAAUCACCAAAAUUAAAUAGCACAAGAUUAAAUCAUUCAAAUUCUACUACAACCAAUUUUUUAUUAUCGAAAUCAAAUUCGUUCCAACAAAAGAAUUCAGCAAUUUUAAAUUCAUUUAAUGAAAAUUCAUUCAUUAAUUCUGGUAAUACCACCAAUACUACCAUUUUAUCUUCACCAAAUUCAAACAUUUACCAAAAUUUAGAUUCGAAAAGUCUUUCUUAUUUACAAAAAAAUACUGAACCUACUGAUUAUAUAGACCAUGAUACUGAUAUCCUAUCAAGUAAUUUAUUGAUGGAAGGAAUUGGUAUUAAUAUGCCCACUCUUAAUAUCCCCAGAUCAAGUAUCACAAGAAAUAAUAGUUUAAGUAUUAAUAGCAUGAAAGAAAAUAAUACAUCAAUAAACACAACUGCUAGCACUACUAACACUAACACUACCCUUCCUUCUCUUACCUCUAACAAUAAUGUAAGUUCAAAUAAUAAUGAUAGUUUCGAUAAUUCCAAAAAUAAUACUGAUGAUUCUAAAGGUAUUAAAAGAAUUCCUUUAUUAAGAAGAGCUUCAAGUGUAUUAAGAAGAAGAACUUCUUUAAAGAGAAAGAAUAAAAAUAAAGAUGGAAAAGAUGUUAAAGAUGGGAAAAAUGAUAUUUCUCAAUCUAAUGGAAAUAUAAAUAAUAUUACCAAUAACAGUAACAAUUCUCAAUCUAAUAGCAAUUUAACUAAUAAUGUAAUUAUGGACAAUAAGAUACCUUUUCCAAAUUAUACAAAAUCACCACCAACGACCCCUCAUUUAAAUGGUUCUUCAUUUGAUUCAAAUACACAAAAAUUUAAUUUACAGCCACAUACUCCUAGAGCAAGGAAUAUUUCAAAUGCUACGGUUCUAAGUGAUCUUCAAAAACAAAUUCAACUUCAAAAGAAAGAAAGUAAUAUGGAUGAGUUGCAUUAUGUAACUCAAAUAGAUGUUGAUGUUGAACCAUUGCCUGAUUAUAAAAAUUCAAGAAAUGGUGAUGUGAGUCGAAGCCCAUCUUUUGGUUCUAAAGUUAAAAGAAGCAUAUCCAGAAUAAUUAGUACCAAUAAAAGUUCAUCUAAUCAAAGUAAACCAGCCUCUAGAACCUCUAGUACAUCUUCUAACAAAAAUAACCCUACUACUAACAAUAACAUUAAUGCCAAUAGCGUUAAUGUAGAUAUUUCUAAAAUUUAUAACCAUCAAAAAUCAUUGUCCCAACAUAAAACUGAUGUAAUGGAAACUCCUGAAAAAAAAUCGUUUGUCGCAUCAUCUCCAAAUCAUAAGAGAGAUUCUGAAACUCCAACUUACAUUCAUCCCAAACCUAUUAGUAGAAAUAGUACAAUAGAUGGUUCUUCGAAGGGAGCCCUUAAUAAAAAUGAAAACUUCAAAACUUAUAAUUCAUCAAGUUCUAUUCCUACUUUAAAAAAUGAUGAAAUAACGGUUGAUAUUGAUAAACUAACACAAACAAUUCCUGUUAUUACAGUCACUGAUGGUAUUAAUGGUGGGUCUUCAAAUUCUGUUCAAAUCCAAUCUAAUUUAGCCUUAGACGAUGUGUUUCAAUCAAAUCGUGGUAAAAUUGAACAAGGUUAUGGAAAUGACAGAAAGGAAAAUUCUAAACCACAAAUGAUAUCAUUAAAAGAAUAUAUUAGUAUCCUUUUGAAACAACAACACACAGAAGAUGAAAGGUUUGCCAAAUUAGAAGAGGAAUUCACCGAUUGUGGUUGGUGCUCUAAAGAGGAUAUUCAAAUUUUAAAGCAUAAACGGAUAUUGAUGAAUAAAAGAUGGGCAGAAAGGAUCUCAUAUUAUCAAAGCAGAAUUGACGCAUAA